AUGGCUAACGUGCUCAAGCGCGCGAACCACGCCGAGGAAAGAAAGCUUAAGAGACAAAGGGGCGGUGGCCCAGCUCAGAAUUACCCAGUCGGGUGGGUUUGCCCUCUGGAUGAAGAGCUCAUUGCUGCGCUGGAAAUGUUGGAUGAGGAACACGCGCCGCUAGCCCAACCUUCCACAGACCACAAUGUCUACCAUCUAGCCGAGAACAACCCGGCCACAGCAGUGGUGACCCAGAUGCGACUCCGAUACCCCAAUCUUCACUUUGCUCUGUUGGUUGGUAUAGGGGGCGGUGUGCCAACGAUAACGGAACAGGGCAUGCUGCGCCUUGGGCUUGUGGUAGUGAGCCAGCCUGUCGAACAUUUUCAGGAGCGAUUCAGUAUCAACAUGGGAAGGCGAAGGAUGCGUGCUCGAUCAGAUAAAGACCAUAUUAUGGAGAAUGUUCAACGCAUAGACACAAGCAAGCCCCAGCUGCGACGGUUCGAGUUCCCUGGUAUCGAAAAUGACAAGCUAUUUCCGGCUGAUUACAAGCAUCCCUGCCCUGGACUGUCCUACGAAGAGAGUGGAUGUGACACAGCACACAGUAUAAAACGCGAGAUAGGUGAACUUGAUGAACUCAUUGUGGUACACCGAGGUACCGUGGCGUCCGGAGAGCUUGUGCUAAAGGACAGUGCACUGAGGGACAAGCUCGCCAAGGAAUACGGGGCCCUGUGUUUCGAAAGGGAGGCUGCCGGAGCGAUGACGGCCAGAUGGGUGAACCGAAUUCUUACUCAUCAUCUUUACACCCUGGCACUCAGCCACAUUGGCAAAGACGGCAAGAGUGUCCUGGAGUGGGCAGUUAGAAAGGAGCGGAUGGCAACAGCGAAGAGGAUCCUACACUGCAGCCCACCUGACUAUUUGCGGAAAGCAUUAUCCUUCGCAUCCAGCACAGGCCGUGAAGAUGUUGUGCGUUUCCUCCUUGUUUCCAGCGCAUAUACUUAUUCGCAAAAACCACUAGUGGAGAAUAACUCACCACUAAUGGCGGCAUCUGCCGGCGGACAUAGUCGCAUUGUCCAACUACUACUCGAAUCCGGAGAAAACGUCAAUACAAGGAAUAGCGGUUACUAUACCUCGCUGCAUUUAGCAGCUCGUGAAGGCCAUAUGAAUGUCGUUCAAUUACUUCUGGACUACGGAGCAAAGCUCAUCGCUGCUAGUGGAAUGAGAACGCCAUUAGACGACGCAGUCUUAGGAGGGAACCCCGAAAUCGUCCAGCUCUUCCUUGAUUUAGGGCCCAAUACUAAAGUUCGCGUCUAUUCAAGAUUUCGUGGUCAUACGAGUCGCCAGCGCAUGUACAUGCCUUUAUUUUCUGAACGUUCCUUAAAACAUGGAGCCAAUGCUCAGCAUGUUAACAGCGAUGGAGUCACCCCAUUACACAAUGCGGCCCAGGCGGCCUGGGAGCCCUCGCGCCAGAUGGAAAUGGUGCAGCUUCUCAUCAAAUGUGGAGCAAGCAUUCAUGCUACAAACUAUGAUGGAGACACCCCAUUACAUCGAGCGGCUGGGCAGGGUGCGAGUCGACAGGUUAUUCAAGGGCUCAUUGCGUGCGGAGCUGAUAUCAACGCUUCCAACGACCACGGAGAAACGCCAUUGCACAUGGCAGCUCGCGGAGGGGAGAUUGAAGCCGCCAGGGCUCUCAUUGACGGUGGAGCUGAUAUUACUGCUACCAACUCCCAAGGGGAAACCGCUUUCCGCGUGGCGGUCAGUGAGCGGCAAAAAGAAAUCAUGGAAUUGCUCAGUGAUUAG
Aspergillus lentulus is the source of this 1776-nucleotide messenger RNA. The record is from RefSeq and is a predicted model, not a curated record. Lineage: Eukaryota; Fungi; Ascomycota; Eurotiomycetes; Eurotiales; Aspergillaceae.